CAGGAGCACUGAGGACACAGGAAGGAAGUGGGGCUGGGCUGUAUUGAGUGUUCAUGGAGCCCAAAGUCAUUGACAUCUAUUGUUCCAGCAAAAGUUCCAGUUCACAGGCAUUUAUGACCUAACAAGCUUCUAGUGGAUGGUUUAUGUUGAAGAAACUUUUUUAUUAUUAUUAUUAUUAACUAGUCUAGUAAAGUUAUUUUUUUUUUAGGGAAAAGAUUGCCAUCAGACAGACUGUACAACACGUCUCCACUGAACUACCAAAAACAAAGCUUCUGUAGACGUUUGAUUGAGGAUAUCCUUUAGAGACAGAAUUGUUUUCCUUCACACGUUCCUGAUUGUUGUGGGCUAAUGAGUGAAAGUGAGCAGUUCCCACAGAGGUCCUCCAGACGGGAUUUUGCAGAAAAUUCUUUUAAAAGAACUCCUGGAUUAUACACCAAGGAAUGAUGUGCCUUUUCCAACUGGAAUUCAGUGUAUUAAACAAAAACAUCUAAAAACCAUCAAUAACAAUGCUGGGAAGUAAAGCCAUUCAUGUAGCUGUUUGGGUAGCAUGUGGAAUAUUGAAUACCAUGGUGGCAGACACAUGGGAAUGUAGCAUCAAAGUUGUGAAAACAAUUUCUACCACAGACUCAAUACAAAUCAUGCUGGAUAAUGAAGAUGUGAAAUGCCAAUAUACAGUUUCUGUCAGGGAGAGACACAAUGACUCUAAAGAUUGUCAUCAAGACCAGGAACAUUCCUCACAUUUUGAAUGCAAAACUGAAAAUUUAGAUCCUGGGACAUGGCAUCACCUGGAUAUAACAGCAAAGUUUGGUGAAAACCAACAGACUCAACACAAUCUCUCCCUGCCAACUAGACCUUCAGCAGUGGAAAAUCUCAGGGUUUCUGGGGAUGUGAACAGCCUGGAAGUUUCAUGGCAGCCUGGUCCAGGCAAAAUAGAGGGAUAUCGAAUCAUGCUCAUAGACAGCAAUGGCAUGGGUUCAAUCUGGAAUGCAACAGUUGUGAACACGACCACCUCUUAUACAAUAAAAGGGCUUAUUUCUGGACGACUCUACAACAUCACUAUCAUUACAGAGUUCGGAGAGCUACAGAAUUCAGUGUCUAGACAAGCACAAACAGUCCCAGCUGCUAUCUCUAACCUCAGAGUGGAGAACAAUGGCAACCAGAACACCCUCAGGGUUCUGUGGGAUAAAGCCUCGGGUGAUGUGGACAGUUACCUUGUCAAUCUGACAUUACCUGGUUCAAACUCUUUUGAGAAAGACCUGUCCCCUAGUAGUACAGAUGUGAUGUUUGACAGUCUGAGUCCUGGAAAGAGCUACCAGGUAUCAGUCAGCACCAGGAGUGGAACACUUUCUAAUAAGACAUGGAUCACAGGAAAAACUGAACCAGGGAAGGUGUCAGAUCUGGUGAUGGAGAAUCUCUUUGAUCGUGGCAUGCUCAAGAUCACCUGGACACCACCUCCCGGAGAAUGGGAGCACAUACGUGUGGUGCUGUCAAAUGGAAGUGAAAUCCUGGUUAACCAAACUGUGAACAGAAUGGCAAAGGAAAUACUUUUGUCAGGGUUACAUCUGCAGCCUGGCAGAGUGUACAGCAUGGCAGUCAGUGUAGAGAACUGCGGCCUGGCUAAUACUGUCUAUUACCAGGGGGAAAUAGGUCUUCCGCCAGUAUCUCAGCUGCACAUCCGUCACUCAGACCAGACCUCCCUAAGCGCUCUGUGGACUCACUCCUUUGGCUCAUCAUCCCGUGAUCGCUACAUCAUUCAGCUUUUCCAGAGCAACACUUCUACAGUUAUUCAGACACGAACCUUGAGCCGUGACAUGAGAGAGUGCACCUUUAACGUUCUUACGCCUGGUCGCCUGUAUGACAUUACUGUAACCACCAUCACACAGAACAUUCAUAGUUCUGCUACACUAAAGGGAAGAACACUGCCUUUAAAGGUGAAUCACCUGAAACUAAGUAACAUGGGAAAUACAGACAGUCUGAAUGCCAGCUGGGAGAAACCGCUUGGGGAUCUGGAUUUCUACCACUUGCUGCUGUUACGGGGCGAACAGACGGUGCACAAUGUUUCUGUUCCAGCAAACACAACCUCCACCCUGCUCCCAUUCCUCAGACCCGGUGCUUUACACAAGUUAAUGGUUACCACUGUCAGCGGAUCACAGACCUCCAAACUAGCCGAGGCUGAAUGCCGUACAGUGCCCACUGCUGUUUCUGACAUCUCUGUCACUAACAGUGGUCCAGACUUUCUGAAUGUAUCGUGGAAGGCAGCAGAAGGAGAUGUGGACAAUUACAUGGUGAUGUUGAAGGACCAUGAGAAGAUCGUACACACACUCGCUACGUCUAAAGCAACCACGGAGUGUGUGUUCAGAAGCCUGGUUUCCGGCCGACUGUACACCAUCUCCAUCACCACACACAGCGGCAGUUACAGGAACCAAACGCUUGUACAGGAGAGAACACAGCCAUCCACAGUCCAAAACCCCACUGCCAUCCACUCAGCCAGAGAUGACUUUCUAAAGGUUUACUGGAAUCAUGCCUCUGGGGAUUAUGACUAUUAUGAAGUGGCGAUCGAGUAUAACAGCACACGUCUUCAAAGUCAGAAGCUUAAUAAGACACAACGUGAGUGUGUAUUCAGUGAUUUGGUUCCGGGACGUCUCUACACCGUGACCAUCAGCACUUGGAGUGGGCAAUACAACUCUACCAUCUCUAUACAUGGCCGAACAUUCCCGGGUGCUGUGGGUAAUUUGUCCCUGACGGAGUGUGGAAGCAGUUUUUUGAGGGUGAACUGGACGUCUGCUCCAGGAGAUGUCGAUAAUUAUGAGGUUCAGAUUCUCUUCAAUGACACGCAGGUGUCACCAGCUGUGAAUCUGAGCAGCACAGUUAGGGAACACCUGUUCUCCACGCUCACACCAGGCCGUCUCUACAAGAUGGUGCUGUCUACUCACAGCGGGUCAUACCAGCGUGCCGAGAUCCUUGAGGGCCGCACGGUGCCCAGUCAGGUUCGGAGUGUCCGUCUGACUGCUGGCACUGCAGACGGCAGUCUCAGAGCCUCUUGGUCCUCUGGCGAUGGAGACAUGGACUUCUACUCAGUGUUUCUGUUUCGGGAAACACAUGUCCAGGACUAUAAACAUGUCCCUAAACACAUCACACAGACAGAAUUUCACAACCUACAACCUGGUCAACUGUAUUCAGUUACUGUGCAGUCGGUCAGUGGAACACGGACGAGCAACAGCACAAUUAGUGGCAGAACUGACCCCUCCGCAGUCACCGGUCUGCGGGCAGAUAAUGAACUCAGCACACACAGUCUGUUGGUGAGCUGGACGGCAGCUGUGGGUAUUUCUGAUGGAUACAGUCUCCAGUUACUAGAUGACAAUGACACAGUGAUUGCCAACGCCUCUGUGCCCGCCAAUAACAACAGCUACCUGUUUAAGAAUUUAACUCCAGGAAGAUGGUACAAAGCACACGUUCAGACAGUCAGUGGCAAUGCCAAAAGCAAAGACGUCACCACUAAGGGACAAACACGUCCAGCAGCAGUGACUGGACUACACAUAUGCUCCAACACAAGCAGUGAACUUUCAAUCUGCUGGGCUGCAGCGGAGGGCUGGGUUGACGGGUAUGAUCUUGAUCUAUAUGAUCAGGACAAUACCCUACAGUCUCACAAGAAACUCGGAAAAGAUGCUGUGAACUGGUCCUUCACACACCUGCUGCCAGGAAUGCUGUAUAAAAUGAUGAUCAUCAGCAGGAGUGGGAAGCUGACCAGUCAGUCAUCUAUAUGGGCACGUACAGCUCCUGCCUCAGUCAUAGACCUACAUAUUGACAAUCAGGAUCAAAUGGACAGUCUUCUUCUAAGAUGGACACGUGGUCCUGGAGCACUUACUGGAUAUUCAGUCACUGUAGAUGGCUUUGAGCAGCGUUUGGGCCCAGAGAGCAUUCAGGUGAUCUUCCACAGACUAGUAGCUGGUCGGCUUUAUCCUGCUACGAUUCAAACUUGGAGUGAAGAUCUGACCAACACUACAACUGCAGAAGGGCGCACAGUUCCUGCACCACCAUCAUCAAUGUCCGUCAGCAGCUCUACCGGCUCAGUGGAGAUAAAGUGGCAUGUCCCUUAUACAGGAGACUAUGAUGAUUUUGAAGUGACAUGGUUUCCUCAGGACACACUUCAGGUUUCUCGUCUUAAUUCCACUCAGCGUAUACUCAGAGGACUUCAUCCAGGCCGGCUCUAUAAUAUCAGCCUUCGGACUGUCAGUGGGAAGACACCUAGUCCUGUGACCUACAGCAGUCCUGUUUAUCACACUGUCAGAACCCCUCCACAUCCAACUCCAAGCAUCCACUGUUACCCUUUGAGCUCCACCUCUGUCUCCUGUUCCUGGAUGCCUCCAGAGUCCGAUUAUGACUCUUAUGUUGUGGAAUGCCGCAAACAGGGUUCCAGGACGCCGGUGUACACUUACACACUGGGACACAAUACUCGCUCGCAGCAUUUCGACAAGCUGGAACCCUUCAGAAACUACACCAUUUACAUCACAGUGAUGUCUGGAGACAAGCAGAGUUCAAUCACAAAAAACAGUGUUAUCACUAUGAUUGACAGGCCCCCCAUCCCACCGGUGACGGUACGGGUCAGUGAGCGGUCCUCUGUCAUCACCCAUUUCACCAUCCUGUUUAAUUUCAACUGCAGCUGGUUCAGUGAUGUUAAUGGAGCCAUUCGUUUCUUCACAGUAAUCGUCACAGAGUCAAAUGAUGUUGAUAAUGUUCUGCCGGAGCAUAGACAUCCUCUGCCAUCUUAUUUGGACUACAGACAAAACCACUCCAUCAAAGCGUACCAGACCGGCUACUUUCACAGCCUGUGUGCAGAGGGAUCUGACGGCAGGAUCCGUGUUUUUGAGAUAAACCUCGGAGCAGGGAUGAAACGUUUGGGGGGACCUUGCAAAUGGGAUCCAGAAUCUAUCCAGCAUGGGACGCAUCUCUGUGACGGGCCGCUCAAACCCAGAACAUCAUAUCGAUUAAGUGUUCGUGCCUUCACUCAACUGUUUGAUGAAGAAUUUGCACAUCCCCUUUACACCGACACUUACCUCUCCCUCCCACUAUUAACUCUAUCAGCGCCACGAAAUGGCCUUACAGGUGGAAUCACGGCUGCUACAUUUCUAGUCGCUAUGGUGCUCGCUGUGACCGCCUUACUGAUUUACAGAAAGAGGGCUCACAAAAUAGCUGUGCAGGAAAGUCCAGUGAUGAAAAUGUGCAUGUGGAAGGCCUUGCCUACCUCACAGAUGUGCUCAGGCAUAAGAAGCCCAAUCCAAGCAGCCCACUUUGAGUCCCAUCUUGCUAAACUUCAAGCUGAUUCAAGUUACCUUCUAUCUGAAGAGUUUGAGGGCCUAAAGGACGUGGGACGGAUUCAAACUCAGACUGCUGCACGUCUACUUGGGAACAGAAGCAAAAAUCGAUACAACAAUAUACUACCCUAUGACUCAACCCGGGUAAGACUGUCUUGUUUGGAGGAUGACCCCUGCUCAGACUACAUCAAUGCUAACUACAUACCUGGAAACAAUUUCAGAUGGGAGUAUAUUGCUACACAAGGGCCUCUCCCAGGCACCAAAGAUGAUUUCUGGCGUAUGGUGUGGGAACAAAAUGUGCACAGCCUUGUAAUGGUAACCCAGUGUGUGGAGAGAGGCAUGGUGAAGUGUGAUCGUUACUGGCCGAUUGACAGUGAGCCUUUGUAUUAUGGUGAUGUUGUGGUGCAACUGCUUUCUGAGAAGGUCCUCCCAGAGUGGACAAUUCGGGACUUCAAGAUAUCGUGUGAGGGUCAGUUGCGAUACCCCAGGAUGGUGCGUCAGUUCCAUUACACCAUUUGGCCAGAUCACGGAGUACCGGAGACAACCCAAUCGCUCAUUCAGUUUGUGCGCACAGUCAGAGAUUACAUUGACAGGACAACCAGUCCUGGAGUCACUGCAGUACACUGCAGUGCUGGUGUGGGCCGAACUGGCACUUUCAUUGUGCUAGAUCGUGUUUUACAGCAACUAGACAGGAACUGCACAGUGGACAUUUAUGGCUGUGUGUUUGAUCUACGUCUGCAUCGCUCACAUAUGGUACAAACUGAGUGUCAAUAUGCUUAUAUCCAUCAGUGUGUGCGGGAUGUUUUGAGGGCUCGUAAACUUUGCUGUGAACGAGACAACCCUCUUUUCCCCAUCUACAACAACUUAUUAUAAACAGUUUGUGUAUACAGGAUCAAGAAGACAUUUCCCCUUAUUGAACAAGAACAGAAGAUAAGCUUUUGUAUUUCAUCAAUAUUUUAAAUAGCUGUGCAUAACAAAGAUAUAUGCUUUAUUUUUAUACAACUUUUUCAUGACAUGUAGUACACACUGUAAUUAUUUAUGUUUUAUGCUACUUUUGUUUAAUAUAUCUAUUUAGACUACUGGCACUUUCUGUAAUUUAGUAUUGAUUUUCUUAAAUGCAUAAUGCAUGACAUACUGUAUGAACUUUCAUUCUUCUGUAGCUUGGAAAUAAAAAUCACAAAUGUUCUCUAAUGGACUCCCUCAGUACUCUAGCAAAAGUGUUAAAUAAAAGAAAUAAGAUUUUAGCUUUUUUACUCUGUACAAUAGUUUCUUUCUUAUGUAAAGAUAGUCCUGCUAAUGAACCUGAAUAUGUUCAUUCAAUGUAUUUUGGAUAAGUGGUAUUUAGUAAAUGUUAACGUAUGAGUGAUGUCAAAAACACUUUGUGACCUCCAA
Molecule: messenger RNA, 6704 nt
Organism: Megalobrama amblycephala (Wuchang bream)
Lineage: Eukaryota; Metazoa; Chordata; Actinopteri; Cypriniformes; Xenocyprididae
Gene: ptprb
Product: protein tyrosine phosphatase receptor type b
Exons: 30
Coding region: 507-6185 (1892 amino acids)
Biological process (GO): protein dephosphorylation; angiogenesis
Molecular function (GO): cadherin binding; protein tyrosine phosphatase activity
Source: RefSeq, a predicted model, not a curated record